AUGUGGCUCACCAGGGUGCUCUCGUCGACGACCUUCCUCGGCGCCAUCAUAUUCACAAUCCCGCUUGCAUUCGACAUUGGCGGGCGAACAUGUGGGCUGGCCUUCUCGCUGGGCCUUAGCACAUACUACUUCCUGUACUCCGUCCUGCGACUGGCGACACCGGACCAUUCGAGAUUCAGAUGGGCGCUAUGCAACAUGGUCGCGUGGGCACAGUGGCUGGCGAUUCCAACACUGCUAAUAUGGAGCCUGAACAAAUUCUCCAUCGAUGCGAACAAUAGCUCGGGCUGGGUGGAGCGCACAUUCGGUGGACGGAGAUCAGACUUCAAGUCGGUGACGGACUGGGUGUUUGGCGCAGAGGGGCUGCUGCAGAGUGCCUCAAUUGGUGCAUGGGACAAGACGCUGAGGUACAGCACACCUGUCUUCCAGGUCGCCGAGGGCUUUUGCAGUUUGUUGGUUAUUCAGGCUGCUGGGCAAAUCACACGAUGGGUAGUGAACAGAGAGCGGGGUGACAGUUGGAUGAUUGGCCUCCUGAUCACGUCUGCCUCCAUCAUCUCAACCUCCGUCUAUUUCCUCUGGCGCAUCACUACCUUCCCCGAGAUUAGCAAUGUAGACGCUAUUCUCAUUGGUGUAGCCAUCACGACAGCCAUAUUUCUCGGUGGAUGGGGUAUCGUCAGUGCGCGAGGCAACCCAGUUGAAUCCUCAUUGCUUUUUGCCUACGUGACCCUCUGCAUCUACCAAAUCUUCACAGACUAUCAGCCCUCUCCAGAUUCAAUUCCCGCGGCAAACGCUUCCGACCCUGCGCUACCUCCACUUCCACCAAUAAUCAUGGCAUCGUACACGACGCUUCUCCACGCCAUGGGCUCCCUCCCUACCAUCAUCCACACCGGAUUCAACCUCAUGGUCGGAGCCAUCAUGACCAUCACGCCUUCCGUCAUCAUCUCGCUCGCCUACCGCGUCUUCGUUAUGUAUGCCGCAGCCCGCAUCAUCCCUGCCAUACGGGAAAGCGGCGCGAGAGCAUUAUCGCAAGAACCAAGCCUUGACGACGACGACGAGACGUCCAAGAUCCUUGGAUUCCUGACAUGGUUCAGCCCCAGUAUCAUCAUUGCAGUCUACACUAGCCUGCUAAUGCAGCACUUUGCCAGCGGAAACGGCACUGACGGAAGCGCCGUCACGGGAGAGUGGUGGAAAAACCAAGGCGGUGAUGCGGGUGGGAAUACCUGGAGAUGGGUGAACCUUGCCAUCACGAUGGGCCUGUACGCCAUCGAACUGAAGAUCUCGAACCAGGACGACGACGGCAGGUUGACAAGUCAUUGGAAAGUCGAUUAG
This is a messenger RNA of Dothidotthia symphoricarpi CBS 119687, 1326 nucleotides long. RefSeq names its product ICE2-domain-containing protein. The record is from RefSeq and is a predicted model, not a curated record. Bases 1 to 1326 code for a protein of 441 amino acids. Gene Ontology annotation, biological process: endoplasmic reticulum inheritance; septin ring assembly. Lineage: Eukaryota; Fungi; Ascomycota; Dothideomycetes; Pleosporales; Dothidotthiaceae. Gene Ontology annotation, cellular component: cortical endoplasmic reticulum; perinuclear endoplasmic reticulum; endoplasmic reticulum membrane. The transcript is spliced from 3 exons.